Messenger RNA from Caenorhabditis sp. 36 PRJEB53466, 506 nucleotides. Lineage: Eukaryota; Metazoa; Nematoda; Chromadorea; Rhabditida; Rhabditidae. The record is from the annotation of a GenBank genome assembly.
AUGGUUCGACCCAGAAGAGCCGCAGUUCGGAGAGAUCCGAAUCAGAAUGAGAAUCCGAUCGCAGCGGCCGAUGUCCCGUGGGUCAAAAUUGUCGGAUCUCAACCGAUUUGUUCUCCAGAAUACUUCGAGCGCACCGAGGAUCGUUUCUCGACGAGAUGAAACGGGCGGCGGCGGAUGCGCGUGCUCGGGGAAUGUAAGCAAAAAUCGAUUAAAAAAAAAAACGGGGUUUUCACAAAACCUCAUGCCACUUCAGACUCCUCGACAUUGUCAUCUUCUUCACGCAUCCGCCGGGCGUGCCACGUGUCCCGCACGACCGUCACGGUCCGCUGAUGCCGCAGUUGGUGCCCGCGGAGAGCGACGUCGAGCGCUUCGAGCAAAUUGUCGAUUUGGCGAUCGAGCACAAUCGGUAACGAGAAGCGACGACCUGAAAAUAAUGAAAAAAACGUUGAAGGGAAAUCACAUCGUUCGUUAUGAAGCGUCUCGAAGAUCGACGAGAAGCGCCUUGA